Molecule: messenger RNA, 724 nt
Organism: Arabidopsis lyrata subsp. lyrata
Lineage: Eukaryota; Viridiplantae; Streptophyta; Magnoliopsida; Brassicales; Brassicaceae
Product: ankyrin repeat domain-containing protein 2B
Exons: 5
Coding region: 158-538 (126 amino acids)
Source: RefSeq, a predicted model, not a curated record
UAUGAUUUCCUUUUGAUUCGUUGGAUUAGGUUUCGAUUUCUAAUCUGUGAACAGAUCCUUGUGAUUUCUAGGGUUUUUAGUCAUAUCCGCAAUCUCCUCAUCACGCGACCGCUGCGUUAAGAUCCGUGUGGUUUUUGUGAUUUCUAGGUCAUAUCCGAUGGGUACAAAUUCAGAGAAAACUCUUGCUCUUUCAGAACCGGAAUCAGGCUUACGAAUUCCUGCGCUCAACAUGAAUUUCAAUUUUAAUCCCUCAGACGUGGAGGACCUUGCCAAAAAACCAAAGUUCCAGAAAUUGCUUAAGAAAUUACUGGCUAAAGAGCCUGUUAAUGACGACGAGUGGCAGAGAUCUAUUCCAGUUAAACUGUUAAAAGAACAUAUACCUGGGUUCGACCUAGAACAGUACAUUGACGAAAUUCGUGAGAUGGAGAGGGAACCUGGAUAUAUCAAAGGGAAGGAGACGUUUUUUAACCGCCUUCAGGAUCCACCAAUGUCUGUUUGUCCCGUUGACGUGAACAAUCCAGCAGCACCGGACGCUUAGAGCUUUUACCGAGCUCAUGAUAUCAAUCACUGUUACAAUUCUGGUUUGAUGUUUUUUCUCAUGGUUGUAGUAAAUAUUACUAUCUUCUCUGUAAAAGAUAUAUAAUCUUCCACCUUUCCAUUCGUUGGGGUCUCCGUCACUUUUCUUACAACCAUUCUCUAUCACCAUCAUCCUUCGUUUUUGUUA